UGACGUCAUAAGGCUGCGCCGCGCUCCUCGACUGAAGUAAGGGAAAAAAGAAAAACUCCCGGUGAAGCAGUUGAGAUCCUCAUGCCAUAUAAAGAUGGCACAUAUUAAAGAGGAGAGUGAAGAUGUGAGGAUUGAAGAAGCAAUCGGAGUGAAACAAGAAGAUUAUGAGGAAACAGACCUUAUGCCACUUAAAGAAGAGUUACUAAAUGAAAACGAAUCAAAAGAAGAGAAACAUUAUGAUUUCACAACUGGAGAACAUUUUAGGUGUUCACAAACUGAAAUGACUUCUUCACAAAAAAGAGCUCAAAAGACAGGAACUACAAAUUAUUUCACCUGCCAGCAGUGUGGAAAAAGUUUUACUGAAAGUGGAAGCCUUAAAAGGCAUGUAAGAGUUCACACUGGUGAGAAGCCCUACACAUGCCAACAGUGUGGAAGCAGUUUCACUCAAAAAGGAAGUCUGAAGAGGCACUUGAGAAUUCAUUCUGGAGAAAAGCUUUUCACCUGCAAACUGUGUGGAAAGAGCUUCUUACACAAAGGAAAUCUAAAGAUUCACAUGAGAGUUCACACUGGAGAGAAACCAUUCAUAUGUGUUCAGUGUGAACAAUGUUUUACACGUAAAGAAAGCCUUAAAAACCACAUGAGGAUUCACUCAAAAGCCAACUGUUUUGUGUGUCAACAGUGUGGAAGGAGUUUCCUAAACCGCAAACUCCUAAUAACGCAUGUAAUAACUCACACUGGAGAAAACCCUUUCAUGUGCCAUCAUUGUGGAAAGAGUUUCACACUUAAAGGAAACCUCAAGACUCACUUGAGAAUUCACACUGGAGAGAAGCCUUUUAUGUGCCAACAUUGUGGAAAGAGUUUCAGACAUAACGUAAGUCUUAAGAUUCAUAUGAGACUUUACACUGGAGAGAAACCUUUCACAUGCCUUCAGUGUAAGAAGUGUUUCACGUAUCAGAGAGACCUGAAACGUCAUUUGCAAACUCAUUCCGGAAUGAAGUUGCAGAGGUCUGAGUGUGACAAAAUGUUUAGAAAAAGGAGACGCUUUAAAAACCAUCAGUUCAGUCACUCUGGAAGAAGGCGAUUUAAUCGUGAUCCAUGUCUUACAAAAUUUAUUGUGCCAUUACACUUAAAGAUACACCUGAAAAAUCAAGCAGAUGUGAGACGCUACUCAUGUUCUUUGUGUGGAAAGGGUUUUCAAUGGCUUGGCAAUUUAAAAUGGCACCAGAAAACACGUAUCUGUGUAAAAUUAAGGCUGCGUUCACAUCAUAAGUCUGAUUUUCUGCUAAAGUAAUUUAUGGCUCAUGGCUGUGUACUCCCUCCACUGAAGACUUUUUCAGUUUCUCCCAUUGACCAGUGAGACUAAUCAGAUCUCACUGUAAAGUGACAACAGUGGCCCAGUUGUCAAACUUUAGUAAACAUUCUGCUUAGUUCUGUGAGCGACGUUUUGGGCAAUCAAUUAUCUCUGAUCUCUGACCUUUUGUGUCUUGCCCUCCUUGUGCAAGGGGUCAAUGGUCGUCUUUUGGACAAAUGUCAAGUCAGCAGUCUCCCCCAUGAUUGUGUAGCCUACAGAACUAGACUGAGAGACCACUUAAAGGUGUUUUGAGUUAAUUAGCUAAUUACAGUGUGGCACCAGGUGUCUUCAAUAUUGAACCUUUUCACAAUAUUCAAAUUUUCUGAGAUAUUGAAUCUGGGAUUUUCCUUAGUUGCCAGCUAUAAACAUCAAAAUUAAAAGAAAUAAACAUUUGAAAUAUAUCAUAUAACAGUGAAAUGAAUGAUUAUAAUGUAGCUACAAGUUUCACUUUUUGAAUGGAAUUAGUGAAAUAAAUCAACUUUUUGAUUAUAUUCUAA
Carassius gibelio (silver crucian carp) is the source of this 1848-nucleotide messenger RNA. Its product is annotated as gastrula zinc finger protein XlCGF52.1. The transcript has 3 exons. The record is from RefSeq and is a predicted model, not a curated record. NCBI's taxonomy places the organism in Eukaryota, Metazoa, Chordata, Actinopteri, Cypriniformes, Cyprinidae. Bases 95 to 1291 code for a protein of 398 amino acids.